GGUUUGAGCGUGUCGUGUUUCUACGAACAAUCAGUGUCGUUGCAAGAAAUCGGGCGAUCAUCGAUCAAAAAGCUGACCGAUACACAGUGCUCUUAUCGCCUUCACCGAUUCGGACCUGAUCACUGCGUGGCACUCGACGCAAAAGUUGGCGAGUCACUGUAUCAUAAAUGGGAAUGUGAUAGUCGUAAGUUGAAUGCAUAA
Anisakis simplex (herring worm) is the source of this 201-nucleotide messenger RNA. The record is from the annotation of a GenBank genome assembly. Lineage: Eukaryota; Metazoa; Nematoda; Chromadorea; Rhabditida; Anisakidae.